This is a messenger RNA of Aureobasidium subglaciale EXF-2481, 159 nucleotides long. RefSeq lists its product as uncharacterized. Gene Ontology annotation, cellular component: membrane. Lineage: Eukaryota; Fungi; Ascomycota; Dothideomycetes; Dothideales; Saccotheciaceae. The record is from RefSeq and is a predicted model, not a curated record. The transcript has a single exon. The annotation marks the transcript as partial.
AUCCUUUCACUCCUAGCCAUAAUCUUACCACCACUGCCUGUUGCGAAGCGGACUGGUAUUGAUCACCACUUUGUCAUCAACAUCGUGCUCACAAUCUGCGGCUGGAUACCCGGUGUUCUCCAUGCCUGGUAUAUCAUCCUACGCUUCCCCGAUGGCAAA